GCUCGCCUCCGGUUUCCCAUCGACUACCCCUAUUCCCCUCCUGCCUUUAGGUUCUUAACCAAAAUGUGGCACCCCAAUAUCUAUGAGGUAGGUCCCCGGGACAGCCCGCAGAGCGGGGAGCUGCCGUCGGAGCGGUGGAACCCCACACAGAACGUGCGGACCAUUCUGCUGAGCGUCAUCUCGCUGCUGAAUGAACCCAACACGUUUUCUCCAGCCAAUGUGGACGCCUCCGUGAUGUACCGCAAGUGGAAGGAGAGCAAAGGGAAGGACCGGGAGUACACGGACAUCAUCAGGAAGCAAGUCUUGGGCACAAAGGUGGAUGCUGAGCGGGACGGUGUGAAGGUCCCCACCACACUGGCAGAGUACUGCGUGAAGACCAAGACUCCAGCCCCUGAUGAGGGCUCCGACCUCUUCUAUGACGACUAUUACGAGGAUGAUGAGAUGGAGGAAGAGGCCGAGAGCUGUUAUGGUGAUGAGGAUGACUCUGGCAACGAGGAAUCUUGA
Nestor notabilis (Kea) is the source of this 504-nucleotide messenger RNA. It is a transcript of the gene CDC34, whose product is annotated as cell division cycle 34. The record is from RefSeq and is a predicted model, not a curated record. Gene Ontology annotation, molecular function: ubiquitin conjugating enzyme activity. The annotation marks the transcript as partial. The transcript has 4 exons. NCBI's taxonomy places the organism in Eukaryota, Metazoa, Chordata, Aves, Psittaciformes, Psittacidae. Gene Ontology annotation, biological process: ubiquitin-dependent protein catabolic process; protein polyubiquitination.